UGGAUCUCUCCAGAACUCUAUAAUGUUUUCCUUCAGUUCUCUCUCUGUCUGUGCAGCAGCUCCUCGCAUCUCUCAUUUCUUCUCUCACUUCCUGAUAAUGAUUAUAAGGACACUCUCUCCAUUCAUUGUCCUCUCCGUUGUCUGCUGUUAUGCAGAGGAGGUAAGGAGUAAAGGUAAAGUUUGUGCCAAUGUGUUCUGUGGAGCUGGGAGAGAAUGUGCUGUGACAGAGAAAGGAGAACCAAGCUGUCUGUGUAUCGAGCAAUGUAAACCCCAUAAGCGUCCAGUUUGUGGCAGUAAUGGGAAGACGUACCAUAAUCACUGUGAGCUGCAUCGUGAUGCCUGUCUCACCGGACUCAAAGUUCAGGUUGCCUAUGAUGGACAUUGUGAAGAGAAAAAAUUGGAAAAAGUUACCAACACCCCAAUUGUUUGUUACCUUACGGACCGCAAUGAGCUGAGGAGUCGUGUGAUUGAAUGGCUGCAGUCUGAGGUGGAGCCUGACGGCUGGUUUUCUAAAGGAUCCAACUUCUCAGAUGUCCUCCUCAAAUACUUUCAGAACUAUGAUAACGGAGAUGCUCAGCUGGAUUCAACAGAAUUCUUGAAGUUCAUUCAACAUAAUGAGACUGCAAUAAAUGUCACGUCUCCUUAUGCUGAGGAGGAGAACAACCACCUACUCAGGAGUCUGUGUGUGGAUGCCCUCAUUGAGCUGUCUGAUGAGAAUGCCGACUGGAAACUGAGCUUUGAUGAGUUUUUGAACUGCCUCAGGCCUGGAUACAACCCUCCAGAGAGGAAGUGUGCCUUAGAGGACGAGACGUACGAGGAUGGUGCUGAGACUCAGAUGGAAUGUAACCGCUGUGUUUGUGCCUGCGGGAACUGGGUCUGCACUGCUGUUAUUUGUGAUGGUUCAAAUAAGUUCCCUGCGCUUGAUGAAAUGGAGGGAAAUGAUCAGGAGAUGUCAGAAGAGGAGUGGACUCGGCGAGUGGCCCAACUCAAUAAACAUCAGGAAACAAUGGAGAAGAUGAAAAUGGCCACUAAAGAGGUUUGAGGAGUAAUUCAGGAGGUGGGAUGAACUUUUGCUCAGAUUUCAGCUUCAAUCAACCUGUGUUUGAUUGGAAAGAGAGAGAAAGUUUCAUUUGUUUAGUUUAUUAUAUUAAUUAUUGAUGUGUGUUCUCUUCUGGAAUUUGAUUAUUUUUUUUUUUUGUAAGGGACAAUAAAAGCAUCUGUAUGAUUUGUACCUGUAGUGUAUAUUACUGCAAACCUUUUUGUAAUAGUAAUUUUAUACAUUCAGUGUUAUUUUAAUGCUUCUAUAAAGCAGUGUAUUCGUUUUUUACCAUAAAGUUAAGAAAAUAUGAAUAUAUAUUUUGUAUAAAGACCAUUACCAUCAACAAGAUUUUUGCAUUGUGAAAUAAUUAUACAUUUUAUCACAAUUUUGAGGAUUGUAAUAUGACAUACAGUAGAGUGUAGAAUUUACUUCACCUUCCAAAAAGUGGGGAUUGGAUAAUGUCAACAGGAAUCACUCAUUAUUUUGUGAUGACUUUGCAUUAAUAAAAUCAGAAUUAAUUUAGAACAUA
Messenger RNA from Cyprinus carpio (common carp), 1568 nucleotides. RefSeq names its product follistatin-related protein 1-like. Gene Ontology annotation, molecular function: calcium ion binding; protein binding. Gene Ontology annotation, biological process: multicellular organism development; regulation of BMP signaling pathway; cell differentiation. Lineage: Eukaryota; Metazoa; Chordata; Actinopteri; Cypriniformes; Cyprinidae. The record is from RefSeq and is a predicted model, not a curated record.